This is a messenger RNA of Tupaia belangeri chinensis (Chinese tree shrew), 1478 nucleotides long. Its product is annotated as zinc finger and SCAN domain-containing protein 29. The record is from RefSeq and is a predicted model, not a curated record. The coding region runs from base 473 to 1471 and encodes 332 amino acids. NCBI's taxonomy places the organism in Eukaryota, Metazoa, Chordata, Mammalia, Scandentia, Tupaiidae. The transcript has 3 exons.
UCAGUGGAAGAAUGUGGUCUUUAAGGGAAACCAUGGAAAAAGGCCAGGUGAUUCAUGUCAGAAAAAAAGAAAAAUUAACAUUAGCUAUAAACCUCGGGGCAAAAAUACUUUCUGCAAACCAUUCCCCCAAACAAUUUUUUAAGUCAAUGACCAUGUGGUAGAACAGCAAAUUACAUAAGAAACACACACACACACACACACACACACACAGAAAUGAUUUUCUUUCCUUUUAGUCUCAGAGGUAACUUCCCUAACGUGGCAGUGAUUAAGGUCAGGAAUCAUUCAGCUUGGGGCUUCUCUGACCACAAAGCCUGCUCAUUUGGCAAUUUCUCAAGUUACUCCCUCAGGCAGCUUGAACCAGUUAAACUAGAUCCUUUCAGUCCUUUUAGCUUAUUGACAACCAGCCGGCUGGUUUCCUAGGCAACAAAAACCUUGGCUAGAAAUAGUGAAUCAUUUCCAGGUCACUUUCAACAUGGAGUGUGGAGCAGGAAAGCAUUGGACAGAGGAGGAGGUGAAAGCUUUGCUAAGUGUCUGGGCAGAAAAAAAUAUACGAAAACAACUCUACGGAACACUGAGAAAUAAAGGAAUCUUUAUUUACAUUGCUAAAAGGCUACGAUCCUUAGGAGUGUACAGAGAUUGGAAACAGUGUCGGGCCAAAUAUAAAAACCUCAAAUAUGAAUACAGAACAGUCAGAUAUGCACACAACUCUGGAGACAGCUCUAAAACUAUGAAGUUCUUCCAGGACUUGGACGCAAUCCUGCAGUGGGAGCCUGAACCUGCCACGCACCUAACAGAAGAGGAUGCCAAUGGCAGGGCCCUAGCAACGCCGAGCCCAAGUCCAGCCUCAGAGACUACUGAAGGUAAAUUAUCAACUGCAUUAGAUGAUAAGGAAGACAUCUCAGGAAAUCCUUUACUUUUGGUUUCUCGUGUUAGACCAAUAGAACUAGGUAUCUCUCCUUCUGUAAUGGAAGCCCCGGGCAAUUCAACUUUCAUUCCAACUGCAGUCAACGAAGGAGGCAAACACUGGACCGUGCCAGAGGUCAGGGCUCUGAUCAGCAUCUGGUCUGACAAAUGCGUACGGCAGCAGCUGGAGGGAACGGUGCGCAAUAAAAGGAUAUUUGAACAAAUCGCUGCCAAGCUCCAGAACUGUGGGGUAGAGAGAGACUGGAAGCAGUGCAGAACGAAGUACAAAAACCUCAAACACGAAUACAAGAGCGUAAGGACCGCUCGAGAUCUGGGCAUAACCAAGAGCAUGAAAUUUUUUACAGAGUUGGACUCUAUUCUGGGACACAACAGAACAGAAAAACCACAACAGGAACCCCAAGGUGGAGAACAGGCCACAGAAUGUGCCGAUGUGAAAACGGAAGCGGACCAGACAGGUAGGAAGGUGAAGGAGAGGACUCGUCAAGUCCCAGGUUGCAGCACAGAGGUCGUGUUCAGUAACAUAAAACGAACAUACGCCCACGUGUAGGUUUCAG